This is a messenger RNA of Dictyostelium discoideum AX4, 1206 nucleotides long. RefSeq lists its product as hypothetical. Bases 1 to 1206 code for a protein of 401 amino acids. The record is from RefSeq and is a predicted model, not a curated record. The transcript has a single exon. NCBI's taxonomy places the organism in Eukaryota, Evosea, Eumycetozoa, Dictyosteliales, Dictyosteliaceae.
AUGACUAAAACUAAAAAUAAUUCAGAGAAAACAACAACAACGACGACAAUAACAAAUAAAACAACUACAGAUACAAAUACAAAUACAAAUAUAAAUAUUAAUAAAAAUAAUAAUAGUAAAGUAGUUGAAAAAACAAAAACAAAACUAACACAAACAACAUUAAUUCCAAUAAAGAAAGUAAUACAAGAGAAAUUAAAACCAAUAAAGAAAUUGAAUAGAAAACAAAUGGAAUUGGAUGUUAAAUAUAACGAAUUAUCAUUAAAUUGUAAUGAACCGAAAUCAGAUUGGCCAGAAUGGAGACAACAUCUAUAUGAUCAUGGUUGGGCAAUCGUACCAAAAGUUGUAGCAAAAGAAAGAUGUAAAGAGUAUUUAUCAAGAUUUUGGGAUUGGUUAGAGGGAUUCGGUAGUGGUCUAAAAAGAGAUAGACCAUCCACUUGGACUUCCGACAAUUGGCCAGGCAACAUUCAUGGGAUCUUUCAAAAUUACGCACUUGGUCACCAACAAUUUGUAUGGGAUAUCAGACAAGAGACUGACAUUAUGAAAAUUUUUGAAAUGAUUUAUCAAACACCCGAAUUACUAGUAUCAUUUGAUGGUGGUAAUUUGUCAAGACCAACAAACACCGAGCCCAAGUCUUGGGCACACUUUGAUCAGGGUAGUAGUAAAUUCGGGUUCCGUUGCAUUCAAGGUUUCUUAAAUUUAGAUGUUUGUCAAGAGAAUGAUGGUGGUUUAAUAGUUUAUCAAGAUUCACAUUUACAACAUGAUAAAUAUUUCGCUGAAUCUGCUGAACAGUCGCAAGGUGAUUGGUAUAAAUUUGAAAAGGACCCACAUUCAUUGAAAUGGUUUAAAGAUUGCAAAAAGAUAAAAGUUUGUUGUGAACCUGGUGAUGUGGUGUUGUGGGAUAGUAGAACGAUACAUUAUGCAUGUCCACCCGUAAAGAACUCUGGCAAUGGUAAUUGCAGAGCCGUAGUAUAUGUAAGUUAUCAACCUGCUUCAUUGGCUUCUGAAAAGGUUUUAGCUCAAAAACAACAAGCUUUUCAUUCAAAACGUAUGACUUCUCAUUGGGCUGCUGAAAAUAUUAAAUUAUUUCCAAGAACUCCUAGAACAUAUGGUAAUGAAGAAAGAGUUGAAAAAUUUAGAUUCGAUGAAACUACUUUACCAAUUUUAAAUGAAUUUGGAAGAAAAUUAGCUGGACUUGAUAGUUAUUAA